Molecule: messenger RNA, 2372 nt
Organism: Penaeus indicus
Lineage: Eukaryota; Metazoa; Arthropoda; Malacostraca; Decapoda; Penaeidae
Gene: pigeon
Product: protein pigeon-like
Exons: 19
Coding region: 15-2372 (785 amino acids)
Biological process (GO): positive regulation of amyloid-beta formation
Cellular component (GO): trans-Golgi network
Source: RefSeq, a predicted model, not a curated record
ACGAGAGGGCGACGAUGGCGGCUGUCACUGCGAAGCCAAUCCUCUUUUUGGAAGAAAAUCAGUAUUCAAACUUUGAGUGGAUUGGUGAAAUAGAGGAUGGUUCUCUCCUGUGCCGCUGGGAAGAGGAGGUGCUUGUGAGAGGGCCAGCAGACAGCUCAAGUGAUGGUGGGCCAGAAGGAGCCACCAGUUCACUUGCCUUUGCUACACAGAUUGCUAUUGCAACCCCUGAUCUUCAGUGCACUCAGGUCUUGUACACUUUUGACAAGGUUGUACCUGUGGUCCAAGCCUCAGUCAAUGCUUCCAGGACUCUGCUAGGUUUUGUGACGCGGAGGAAUGUCGGAGAAGGAAACAAGUACGCAGCAUACGUGGCUGAAGUGGCGCCGCAGGGAGGAGUGUUUUCCCUCAACAUCGACUGCUCGCGUCAGAUCUUUCUGGAAUUUUUGCACACGGAGGAAAAUGAAAAGCCACUUGGAGACAGCUGGAUAGCAAAGCUGCUUGUGUUUGUCCAUAGAGAAUCGAUUGCCAUCUAUUCGUUCCCGCUGAGUCUGAAGGACGGAGCGUCGUGGGUGGUGGACGACCAGCCCCUCACGGAGUCUGUGGUGCGGUCUUUCGUGUGGGCCCAGUGGGAGCCUCGGCACAAUCACCUCUAUUACCUGCACUACAGACCUCCACCAGAGGUCGGGCUGACCCUGGGAUCAUGUGAAUCAGAGGAAGAUGAGAUGCGACCUCGUCCUAUGCUCACCGCUCUGCAGUUUCACCCAAAUAAACCUCAUGAAACUGUGCUAAAUGUGCCACUAGAACUCUCAGGGUUAGAACAUUCUCCAAUGGACCUCAGUGGAGAUUAUCGAGACCAGGGUUUAUUGCACACUGCGGGAGAUGCCUGGUUGGAUCUCCGUGUUGUUACAUCGCCCUCUGGAGCCGUCUGCAUCUGCCAUCAUUACAUCUACAAGUCGAGGCUGGCUGAGACCCCAGCUGACCCAGAGAGUUGUGCUGUGUAUUUAGCAUAUUCUGUGACCCUUCUGCACCAUGGCUGUGUCCUGCAUACAGUGGUGCCAGGAGUACCUUGGGGCCAUGCUCAUUCUGCCCUUCCUACAUACUCACUGUUCGGAGAUCACUACUUGCUGGUGAUUGUGCCAGGAGUGUGCAUGCACAUGCUGGAUAUUGGCUUGGACCACAUGCCCAACAACCACAUUGUCACAACCCCCCCACCUCAGCUUUUGCCCAAUGCACAGCUUUUCCAGAUUUGUGGGAAAAAAGUCACCUCAGGGCGCAGCAUGACUUUUGUUGAUGGAGUGAACCAGAUGUUGGUUGAAGUUCGUGUCACAAAAGAGUCCCUCUUUUCGCUCUUCAAGUGCUCUGCUGUGUUGAGCAAUCGCUUGGCCAUCUUGCACUUGGCAUCUGUUCAUGACAAGGAUCAUGACCUGUCAAGGAAGCUAAUGUGGAGUGUAUGUGAAGACCCAUAUAACUUGGAUACUCCAGUGUUGCUGCAAGAGUACCUCGUGGGAGAGACAUAUGCUGCUGUCCAUAAGCACAUAGACUCGGAUGCUGGCCACCUCAUCUCCCUCCUGCCAAUCACUACUGCCCCCUUCACAACGGACACAGAGUAUAUUGAAUCCCCAGCUGAAGAAAAUGUGAGGAUUUCCUACUGCUUGCUGGAAAACGCUUGCAUAAUGCUGUUAUCUCCACGUGAGCGAGUGGUGAGGUCUAUAUCAGACACCUGGACCAAACUCUGGGAGCACACCAGCUGCAGGCACCACCAGCGCUUUAGCCUGACGGAUGUGGUGGACAAGCUCAUGGUUUCUCUGGAUACUUAUAAACCAGAGGCAUUGUCUCAAGGUAGUACUCCAGUGUCGCCAGCUAGCCCCCUAGUUGGAGGUCUCACCAUCACCUCCUUAGGACUAACACUUGCACACCUUAUGUUCGACCCUCUGCCCUUCAACGAGGCUGAAAACACUACUUCCUCUAAACUAGAGCACCUUCUCUCUGUGAACCUGAGGGAGCUGAGUAUGUACUGCUUGAAACACUUUCCUCAUGAAUCACCCAUGAGGGUCCAUGCAGUUGCCAGCAAAUAUGUUUGUACUCAGCUUCAGAAAUGGAGAACGAACUGGGCACUGUCAGAAACUGAGGGAUGGAGUUACCAAGGAGGAGAUUCCAAGAACCAACUGACUGAAGAAUUUAAAGAUCAGCAGCACACACUAAAAUGGAGAACGAAUUGGGCACUGUCAGAAACUGAGGGAUGGAGUUACCCAGGAGGAGAUUCCAAGAACCAACUGACUGAAGAAUUUAAAGAUCAGCAGCACACACUAAAUUACCAGUACAUAAUAUACUGUGCCAAAGAUUAUAUGACAGAGAACUUCAAAGCCUCACCAUAG